This is a messenger RNA of Acanthosepion pharaonis, 1152 nucleotides long. The record is from the annotation of a GenBank genome assembly. NCBI's taxonomy places the organism in Eukaryota, Metazoa, Mollusca, Cephalopoda, Sepiida, Sepiidae.
AUGAAACAAAUAAGCGCCAAUCCAUUUUUUUUUUGUUUCCCGUUGAGAGCUUCCUUUCUCCCGCUUCUUGUAAACAUUCCUUUGCUUCUUCUUCUUCUUCUUCUUCUUCUUCUUCUUCUUCUUCUUUCUCCAUUUUCCCAUUUUUCUUUUUCUUUUCAUUUCUUUUUCGUUUCCCUUCUCGUCUUCGUACGUUUAUCAGCCCUUCUGGUACGGAUAAUUCUUAUUCUUGUUCUUUUUCUUCUUCUUCUUCUUCUUCUUCUUCUUAUUAUUAUUAUUAUUAUUAUUAUUAUUAUUAUUAUUAUUAUUCUUUUCUUCUUCUUAUUAUUGCUUCUUUUUUCUUUUUCUUCUUCUUCUUCUUAUUAUUAUUAUUAUGAUUAUUAUUUCUACUUAUUUCUUAUUAUUAUUUCUUCUUUUUCUUCUUAUUUCUUCUUUUUCUUCUUCUUCUUCUUCUUCUUGUUCUCCUUCUUCUUCUUCUUCUUCUUCUUAUUAUUAUUAUUAUUAUUAUUAUUAUUUUCAUUAUUAUCAUUUCCUUCUCCAUCUCAACUGUUUUCUCUUUUCCUUCGCAUCUUUGUUUUUCGAUUCUUCUUCUUUAGUAUAAAUUCUUCUUUUUCCUCUUUCCCAUCUUUUUUGUUUGUUUUAUUUUUGUUGAUCAUCAUCCUCGUGAUCAUUAUUCCUCUUCUUCCUCCUCUUUCUUUGUUUUUCUUCUUCUCUUUUUCGUUUUCUUCUUUUUCUAAUGCACAUUAUCCGUCCCUCAUCUUCUUCUUCUUCCCUUCUAUCACUGACAUCUUUUGUCUUUGUCCAACACUUUCUUUCUCUCUAACGGAAUUUCAGUUUUCUUCCGAUAUUCCCUUCGACUUUCUUAAUUUCUGCUUUCCACUCGUUCUUUGUUUGCUUUUGUCUUCUCAUUCUCAUUCUGAUUUUCAUUCUCAUUCUGAUUUUCAUUCUCAUUCUGUUUUUCAUUCUCAUUCUGAUUUUCAUUCUCAUUAUGAUUCUCGUUCUUAUUCUGCUUCUCAUUCUCACUCUUUUUUUGAUUCUCGUUCUAACUUCCGCCUUUCCUUUCUUUUCACAAAUAUCGUUUUCUUAAUGCUAAGUUUUGUAUUCCUUUCUUUCCUUCUUUCUUUCUUCAUUUAUUAUUUGCAUUCUUAUUAUUGA